UGUGGCAAAGCACUUCCUGGCCUUUCCAAGCAAGAAGACUGCUGUGGAACCGUGGGUACUUCCUGGGGUUUUAACAAAUGCCAGAAAUGUCCCAAGAAGCCAUCUUACCAUGGAUACAGUCCUAUGAUGGAAUGCCCACAAGGCUACAAGAGGAUCAAUGCUACAUUUUGUCAAGAUAUCAAUGAGUGUCAGUUACAGGGAGUAUGCCCUAAUGGUGAGUGCUUGAAUACCAUGGGCAGCUACAGAUGCACCUGCAAAAUGGGAUUUGUGCCAGAUCCUACCCUCUCAAGAUGCAUACCUGAUAAUCCUAUAGUUGCUGAAGAGAAAGGACCCUGCUACCGGUUUGUUAGCGCAGGAAAGCAAUGCAUGCAUCCUCUUUCUGUUCAGCUCAGCAAGCAGCUUUGCUGCUGCAGUGUUGGCAAAGCCUGGGGCCCGCACUGUGAGAAGUGUCCACUUCCAGGAACAGCUGCUUUUAAGGAAAUCUGCCCUGGUGGAAUGGGUUAUACGGUUUCUGGCCCUCACAGAAACAAGCUAUAUCAUCACCCUGCAGUUAGAGUACAGCCACCUGUCAUUGGCAAGACCCCGAUUACUCAACCUGUUGCUAAAGGUACUUCUCCUCCACCUCUCCCAGCAAAGGAGGAGCCAGUGGAGGCACUGACCUUCUCACAGAAAAGUGAGACUGACAUGGCUGUACAAGAAGUGGCAACUGCAGCCCCUGAUCAGGAAUUAGCUUCCCUUGAUCAAGAAAAACAGCCUGAUCUAGAGCCUGGGCAGCCUCAGCUUUCUCCUGGAAUCUCAACAAUUAACCUGCAUCCACAGUUUCCAGUAGUGAUUGAGAAAACAUCUCCUCCUCUGCCUGUUGAAGUUGCUCCUGAAGUCUCUACUUCGAGUGCAAGUCAAGUAAUUGCACCUACUCAAGUUACAGAAAUCAACGAAUGCACAGUUAAUCCUGAUAUCUGUGGAGCAGGACACUGUGUUAAUUUGCCUGUGGGAUACACUUGCAUCUGCUACGAGGGGUACAAACUUAACGAUCAGCAGACAAAGUGCUCUGAUAUUAAUGAAUGUAAUCAGGCACCCCAUCUCUGUUCCCUUGGACGCUGUGAAAAUACAGAAGGAAGUUUCCUAUGUAUUUGCCAAGCUGGAUUCAUGGCCAGUGAAGAUGGAACUGACUGCGUUGAUUUUGAUGAAUGUUCAAGACCUCGUACUUGCGGGGACGGCUUUUGUAUAAAUACUGUUGGCUCAUACAGAUGUGAAUAUUGUGAUAGUGGAUACCAAAUGAACCGGAGAGGUGAAUGUGAAGACAUUGAUGAAUGCCUGACUCCAACUACUUGUCCAGAUUCACAGUGCGUUAAUGCUCCUGGCUCUUACCAGUGCAUUCCUUGCAGAGUGGGAUUCAGAGGCUGGAAUGGACAGUGCCAUG
Messenger RNA from Pelecanus crispus (Dalmatian pelican), 1420 nucleotides. Lineage: Eukaryota; Metazoa; Chordata; Aves; Pelecaniformes; Pelecanidae. The record is from RefSeq and is a predicted model, not a curated record.